UCACACGGCAAUUGAGUGGCAGGUGAUCAUUUGUCAUUGUUGGUAAUGAGCGGCACUUUGAGCGUCACGGUGCGUCACGAUGCGUCCCGAGCUCUCCACCCUGCAUGUUAAUUGUAGGAAGAGCAGCAUGUGAUUCUCCGUCCUCCAGUCCCGCUCAGUCAGUGCCACACAGACUCACAAGUGCUGCCCGGCGGAUGUAUUCAUGCCUACACACACAUUUUCUAGCGUUAAUGAUAAACCCUGGAUUUUGGUGAUCGGUGCCAAAGACUGACGGCCCACAGCAUAAUAUCCGGCUGUCACUCCUCAGCAUCUCCCUUAGAGCUACAUCCCUCCACCUCUUCUCUACUCUCUGUCUGUAUCACCUCUUUCUGUUCCCACAAGGCUCUGUUUUCGCUCUCUCUUUCUCUCUCCACCCUCACCCCCCUCCCGACCCUCAGCCUCCCUGAUGCCGAAGAACAGCAAGGUGACGCAGCGCGAGCAGAGCAAUGAUCACGUCACAGAGUCGGUGGCUGACCUGCUCGCACAUGAGGAGCCGUUUGACUGCAAGAACAGCUCCCUGAACGUCGGAGGGGCCCCCGGCAAAAAGGUCCCGCAGAUAGAGGUGCCUGAAAACGAUGGACGCCCCACCUGGAACAGCAAACUGCAGUACAUCCUGGCACAGGUGGGCUUCUCUGUGGGCCUGGGGAACGUGUGGCGCUUCCCUUACCUGUGCCAGAAGAAUGGAGGAGGUGCCUAUCUGGUUCCCUACUUCAUCCUCCUCCUCAUCAUCGGCAUCCCGCUCUUCUUCUUGGAGCUGGCUGUGGGACAGAAGAUCCGACGUGGGAGCAUUGGGGUCUGGAACUACGUCUGUCCCAGUCUGGGCGGGAUAGGGAUGUCCAGUCUGAUGGUGUGUGGCUUUGUAGGUCUCUACUAUAAUGUGAUCAUCGGCUGGAGCAUCUUCUAUUUCUUCCAGUCUUUUCAGUAUCCUCUUCCGUGGAGCGAGUGUCCAAUCAGAAGGAAUGGGUCACUUGUCAUUGUGGAGCCAGAGUGUGAAAAAAGCUCGGCCACAACCUACUUCUGGUACCGUCAGACUCUGAACACCACCAGCACCAUCGCAGAUAGCGGCGGCCUCAACGUUAAAAUGACCCUGUCUCUGCUGGUGGCCUGGAUCAUCGUCUGCCUCGCCGUCAUCAAAGGCAUCGCCUCCUCAGGGAAGGUGAUGUACUUCAGCUCUCUGUUCCCCUACCUGGUGCUGUUCUGUUUCCUGAUCAGAGGUUUAAUGCUGAAGGGAUCAGUGGAUGGCAUCGCUCACAUGUUCACUCCCAAGUUGGAGAAGAUGCUGGAGCCAAAGGUGUGGAGAGAGGCAGCCACCCAGGUGUUCUUCGCCCUGGGUCUGGGGUUCGGAGGGGUCAUAGCCUUCUCCAGCUACAACAAGAUCGAUAACAACUGUCAUUUUGAUGCUGUGCUCGUCUCUUUCAUUAACUUCUUAACCUCCAUUCUGGCCACGCUGGUAGUGUUCGCCGUGCUGGGCUUCAAGGCAAAUAUCAUGAAUGAAAAGUGCAUCGCAGAGAACACAGAGAAGAUCCUGGGAUACCUUAACUCUAGCGUCCUGAGCUACGAUCUCAUCCCUCCACACUUAAACUUCUCCCAACUCAGCACAUCAGACUACGCUGAGGUAUACAGGGUCAUCAAGACGGUGAAGGAGGACGGCUUCGCCCAGCUGGGUCUGGAUCCUUGUUUGCUGGAGGACGAGCUCAACAAGUCAGUCCAGGGCACCGGUUUGGCCUUCAUCGCCUUCACAGAGGCCAUGACUCACUUCCCAUGGUCUCCGUUCUGGUCGGUCAUGUUCUUCUUCAUGCUCAUCAACCUCGGCCUGGGCAGCAUGAUCGGCACCAUGACGGGCAUCACCACACCUGUCCUCGACACCUACAAGGUCAAUAGGGAGCUUUUCACAGUGUGUUGCUGCGUUGUGGCCUUCUUCUGUGGCCUGCUGUUCGUCCAACGCUCAGGGAACUACUAUGUCACCAUGUUUGAUGACUACUCUGCUGGACUACCUCUCACAGUGGUGGUCAUCCUGGAGAAUGUGUCUGUAGCUUGGAUUUAUGGCACAAAAAGGUUCAUGCAGGAUCUGGAGGACAUGUUGGGUUUCCGACCAUGUAUAAUCUAUUUCUAUCUGUGGAAGUACGUCUCCCCCAUCUGUCUCAUCUUGCUCAUCUCAGCCACCGUCAUCGAGAUGGCCAUCAUCCCCCCAGGAUACAACGCCUGGGUCCAAGAGCUGGCUGAGGAACGCUUCCAGAGCUAUCCUCCCUGGGCUCUGACCAUGUGCUUCUCUCUCAUCGUCGUGGCCAUGCUGCCACUCCCUAUUGUCUUCAUCGCCAGACGCUUCAACCUCAUGUCGGACGGCUCCAACAAGCUGUCUGUCUCCUACCGUAAAACCAUGAUGAAGGACAUCUCCAACCUGGAGGAGCAGGACGAGUCCAGGUUUAUUCUUGGUGCCAAACCGGGCGAGGCGCCACCUAUAGCUCCGGCAGGCCGGCCCUAUCUGACCCCAGCAGGGAACAAAACCCUAGACCCCAACUCGCUGUCUCCAAACAUCUGCUACGGUACGAGCUACCAGAACCCAGCCGUCAGCCCAACCACACCGACUACUCCGAUCACACCCGCCACGCCAGAGUCUGACUCUUGACUCGUCUGACGCCCAGUCCUCGCACAGUUUACCCUCCAGCCAUAAAGUCUCCAUGGGGGUCACUGCCAAGCAUCCCCACCACUGCCCUACUGACGCCAUAAAACUGUAUGUAGCCGCCCAAUUCAUCUGAACACAUGCUUCCCAAAUAACAUCGAGAUCAACCUGCAGCAGGAGAAAAAAAACAGCUCUUGCCAGUAGAUCACACACUGAAAUCAAGCUGUUUAAGUGCUUAAGAAAAGGUUCUGAGAUCUGCUUUUCUAUGCCUUAGUAUAAGGAUCCUCAGCAGUCAAAGCCCCCCCCACAACACACACACACACACACACACACACACACAC
This is a messenger RNA of Notothenia coriiceps (black rockcod), 3000 nucleotides long. Its product is annotated as sodium-dependent neutral amino acid transporter SLC6A17-like. The record is from RefSeq and is a predicted model, not a curated record. The transcript is spliced from 12 exons. Lineage: Eukaryota; Metazoa; Chordata; Actinopteri; Perciformes; Nototheniidae. Gene Ontology annotation, cellular component: plasma membrane; synaptic vesicle. Gene Ontology annotation, biological process: glycine transport; L-leucine transport; alanine transport. The coding region runs from base 446 to 2665 and encodes 739 amino acids.